Diaporthe amygdali is the source of this 687-nucleotide messenger RNA. RefSeq lists its product as uncharacterized. The coding region runs from base 1 to 687 and encodes 228 amino acids. The record is from RefSeq and is a predicted model, not a curated record. NCBI's taxonomy places the organism in Eukaryota, Fungi, Ascomycota, Sordariomycetes, Diaporthales, Diaporthaceae. The transcript has 2 exons.
AUGACCGACCUCAAUAUCCCCGCCAUUGCAAGUGCUGCAUUCUUGGGGUUCCUGGCUCUUGCAGCGCUGCUUUUCUGCAUUCCACCGGUGACACGAUUCUUGGGCGAUCUGUUCUGCUGCCCAUGGAGGAUUCCAUUCACGCGCAAGAGGCGGCGCAACGACGAUGAAGAGUUGGACAAAGAUGACUUGCCGUACUUAGCAAAGCGACGUCCGAGUAGCACAGUCGACGAUACUGGGUAUCGAUCGAUGCCGGAUGCUUACAUGUCGGCCGUGCGCAUACGAGAUUAUGAGGAUGUGGAAGACACAUUUGGAGAUCACCCAUUGCAGAGGAACUAUUCCAAUGAUCGGCAGGGACCGGAGGAAGACUACUAUAGCGGAUCAUAUGAUGAUCAUCAUGCUCAACUACAACAACCAGACGCGUCGCACAACAGGGAUUGGUGGCGAUCGCCCACAGAAGAGUACCCGGAGUACCAUGACUACCCAUCGCAAGCUGCUCAUGGUUAUGAUCCAGCUUUUUACUACUCUGACGAAGAUAUCGACGACUACGGGACAAAAGACUUCCUGGAUCACGAUAUCCAGCGGCCUCAACCAUCUUACUCGCCGCAAGAGAUGAAUUCCUACCAACACGCUGGCGGCUACUUCCCAAGAGUAGAUCACGAUUACUACAGUCAAUACAGGAGAACUUGA